Austrofundulus limnaeus is the source of this 6346-nucleotide messenger RNA. It is a transcript of the gene kcnt1a, whose product is annotated as potassium sodium-activated channel subfamily T member 1a. NCBI's taxonomy places the organism in Eukaryota, Metazoa, Chordata, Actinopteri, Cyprinodontiformes, Rivulidae. The transcript is spliced from 31 exons. Gene Ontology annotation, biological process: potassium ion transmembrane transport. Bases 208 to 4014 code for a protein of 1268 amino acids. The record is from RefSeq and is a predicted model, not a curated record. Gene Ontology annotation, molecular function: intracellular sodium-activated potassium channel activity; outward rectifier potassium channel activity. Gene Ontology annotation, cellular component: plasma membrane.
AUCACACUGAUCCCACCUACAUCUCUUGAUUAGUCAUCUCUAAGACUUCAUCAUCAGACAGUUGUCACUUUGCCUGCAGUCUUGCGUAGGCUGAGAGAGGAAACUCUUAUGCACCUGCAUAGGUGAGAGGAAGAACUUUUUUUUGUAUGUAAAUAUUUGAAAUCCUUCUCUUCGGGAGUCCACUCCUGUCUGGCAGGUCGCCCUCAGAUGCAAAUAACCCAGGAAGACGACCUUGUUCAGGACUCCUCCUCCACGCCGACCGCAGCUGCUCUCCAGUCCGACCGAGGCGCCGGAUCUCCGGCCAACAUCAUGUGCAGUGAGUGCUACGUGAACCAGACGUUUGUGAACGACGAUGGGACCGUGAGUGAGCACAGACCGCGUUCCUCUGCAGCACCACUUCAGACUAACAGCAGCAGCAGCAGCAGCGGAGUCAUACUGGACAUCUCCGCUCUGAAGAUGGAGCAGCUGGAGAGCGAGGUGCCUCCGCUGCCGCCCCGCUUCCGCUUCAGGGACCUGCUGCUCGGGGACCAGAACUUCCCGAAUGAUGACAGGGUGCAGGUUGAGUUUUACGUGAACGAAAACACCUUCAAGGAACGUCUGAAGCUUUUCUUCAUCAAAAACCAAAGAUCAAGCCUACGGAUUCGUGUGUUUAACUUCUGUCUGAAGCUGCUCACCUGCCUGCUGUACAUCAUCAGAGUGAUGACAGACAGACCCGGGCAGAGCGCCGGCGGCAGCCACAGUGCUGCGCAACAAAACACUCCAAAUGGCAACAACAAAUGCGUCGACUGCUUGUGGAAUGGAUCGGUGCAGGACAGAGAAAUUAACUGGGCAUUGAUCUUCUGGGUGGACAGGAAGGCUCCAGUCUGGGCCAUUCAAGUAAUUGUGGCCAUUAUCAGCUUCCUGGAGACAAUGUUACUCAUGUAUCUGAGCUACAAGGGAAACAUCUGGGAGCAGAUAUUUCAGGUGUCGUUUCUUCUGGAGAUGAUCAACACAGUUCCCUUCAUUAUAACAAUCUUCUGGCCCUCAAUAAGGAACAUCUUCAUUCCCGUGUUUCUCAACUGCUGGCUGGCUAAAUGUGCUUUGGAGAACAUGAUUAACGACGUCCACAGAGCAAUUCAGAGGACGAACUCGGCCAUGUUCAACCAGGUCCUCAUUCUCAUCUGCACCCUGCUCUGCCUUGUCUUCACCGGCACAUGUGGGAUUCAGCAUCUGGAGCGAGCAGGUAAGCACCUCUCCCUCUUCAACUCCUUCUACUUCUGCAUCGUCACCUUCUCCACGGUGGGCUUCGGAGACGUGACUCCCCGCAUAUGGCCCUCCCAGCUGCUGGUGGUCAUCAUGAUCUGCGUCGCCCUAGUGGUGCUUCCUCUCCAGUUCGAGGAGCUGAUCUACUUGUGGAUGGAGAGACAGAAGUCUGGAGGGAACUACAGCCGCCACAGAGCUCAGACGGAGAAACACGUCGUUCUGUGUGUCAGCGCGCUCAAAAUUGACCUGCUCAUGGAUUUUCUUAAUGAGUUUUACGCACACCCCAGACUGCAGGACUACUAUGUGGUGAUCUUGUGCCCAACUGAAAUGGACCUGCAGGUGCGAAGGGUGCUGCAGAUCCCUCUGUGGUCUCAGAGAGUCAUCUAUCUGCAGGGGUCUGUCCUCAAAGAUCAGGACCUUCUGAGAGCUAAAAUGGAUGACGCUGAGGCUUGUUUCAUCCUGAGCAGUCGUAACGAGGUGGAUCGAAUGGCUGCGGAUCAUCAGACCAUCUUGAGAGCUUGGGCUGUGAAAGACUUUGCUCCAAACUGUCCUCUUUAUGUCCAAAUACUUAAACCUGAAAAUAAGUUCCAUGUUAAAUUUGCUGAUCAGGUUGUGUGUGAGGAGGAGUUCAAGUACGCCAUGUUAGCUCUGAACUGCGUGUGCCCCGCCACUUCCACUUUGGUUACGCUCCUGGUGCACACCUCCCGUGGACGAGAAGGACAACAGUCUCCGGAACAGUGGCAGAGGAUGUAUGGAUGUUGCUCCGGCAACGAGGUCUACCACAUUCGGCUGUGUGACAGCAAGUUCUUCGGAGAGUAUAAUGGCAAAAGCUUUACUUACGCCUCUUUUCAUGCUCACAAGAAGUACGGAGUAUGUCUUAUUGGAAUCAAAAGGGAGGAGAACAAGAGCAUCCUGCUGAAUCCUGGUCCGCACCACAUAAUGGCUGCCACAGACACCUGCUACUACAUCAACAUCACCAAAGAGGAGAACUCGGCGUUCAUUUUUAACCAGGAGGAGAGAAAGGGCCGCCCUGCAGGGGGGAUCUAUGACGGGCCUUCACAGCUUCCCGUGCACAGCAUCAUUGCCAGCAUGGGUACUGUUGCCAUAGAUCUGCAGAACACAAGCCCACCCAACAUUUCAGGGGGCAAACUGGUUCCACCGACAGUAAACGGAACAGGAGGGCGGCGGCCGAGCAUCGCUCCAGUUCAGGAAAUAGCCGACUCCGCCUCCAUCCUGCCUUGUGACCUCUUAAGUGACCAAUCGGAGGAUGACGCUAUCUUUACAGAUGAAAAGGGACGCUCACCGACCGAGUAUGUGAAAGGUUAUCCUCCCAACUCUCCGUACAUCGGGAGCUCGCCCACCUUGUGUCAUCUGUUGGCUGAGAAAGCUCCAUUUUGCUGCCUACGACUGGACCAGGGCUGCAUGCACAACAGCUUCGAGGACGCGAAGGCUUAUGGCUUUAAGAACAAGCUCGUCAUCGUGUCUGCCGAGACGGCGGGGAAUGGGCUCUAUAACUUCAUCGUGCCUCUCAGAGCUUAUUACAGACCGAGGAAAGAACUCAACCCUAUUGUCUUGCUGCUGGAUAACCCGCCUGAUAAUCAUUUCCUGGAGGCUAUUUGUUGUUUCCCGAUGGUGUAUUACAUGGCUGGAUCCAUAGACAAUUUGGACAGCCUUCUCCAGUGUGGUAUUAUCUAUGCUGAUAACUUGGUUGUUGUGGAUAAAGAGAGCACAAUGAGCGCUGAAGAGGACUACAUGGCUGAUGCCAAAACUAUAGUGAAUGUGCAGACGAUGUUCAGGUUGUUUCCCAGUCUCAGUAUUAUCACAGAGCUUACUCAUCCAUCCAACAUGAGGUUCAUGCAGUUUAGAGCAAAGGACUGUUAUUCACUGGCUCUCUCCAAGCUGGAGAAGAAAGAGCGUGACAAGGGCUCCAACUUGGCCUUCAUGUUUCGCCUGCCCUUCGCUGCAGGCAGAGUGUUCAGUAUCAGCAUGUUGGAUACUCUUCUCUAUCAGUCUUUUGUAAAGGAUUACAUGAUUCUUAUUGCAAGGCUGCUUCUGGGACUGGACACCACUCCAGGAUCAGGAUACCUCUGUGCUAUGAAAAUAACAGAAGAAGAUCUGUGGAUUGGUUCUUAUGGGAGAUUGUUCCAGAAACUUUGUUCCACUAGUGCUGAAAUUCCUAUCGGGAUCUAUCGCACCGAGUACCACAUUUUUGCAACGUCAGAGUCACAGGUGUCGAUGAGUGUUGAUGACUGUGAGGACACAAAGGACAGGGGGGACGAGUCUCGCAGCAAUGAACAGACGGAGCACCCCCUGCUGAGGAAGAAGAGCAUGCAGUGGGCUCGGCGCCUGAGUAAGAAGAGUGUGAGGUGGCAGGGCGUGAACCGGGACUCCAGCAAAGACCACGCCCAGCGCAUCGCCCAGCAGCGCCUCAACCUCUACCGGCGCUCCGAGAGGGAGGAGCUGUCUGAGCUGGUCCGAAACCGCAUGAGACAUCUGGGUCUCCCCACCUCUGGAUAUGAUGACCUGACAAACCUGACAGCCAGUGACGUCAUGAACAGAGUUAACCUGGGAUAUCUACAAGAUGAGCAGAGUGAUCACCAGAACACGCUGUCCUACGUCCUCAUCAACCCUUCUCCUGACACCAGGCUGGAGAUCAAUGACAUUGUGUACUUGAUCCGUUCCGACCCUCUGGCUCACGUCCCAGAGGAGCCACCCAUCCACAGCAGCAGCCUGAAAGAGCGACGUGAGUCCAGCACCAGGGAGGAUGCCUAGAGAGGACACAUUGCCUUUAAAUCUGGUUCUGUCCAUGCAGGUCCAAUUUGAAAGAAGCUGCAGUUUUUUUUUUCAGUGCUGCAGUCUGUAAAUGUAUUUUGUGAAUUUCUGUGAGUGCCUACCUACUGUCUAAUAACAACAGUUUUUUGUUUGUUUGUGUGUGACAUUUUUAUGUUAUUGCCACAAAUACUGUAAAUAAGACGGACACAUUCAGUUCUUUUUAACUCACAGGAUGCUAACUGAAAGAAUUUCGAUCAGGGUCAUCACACGUGCAAGGCUACCAUCAGUUAAAGGCAAUCUGAUUUAUAAACAACACAUCUGUGAUCACAGGAAUCAUCCUUACUAAAACUGUUUGUUAUUAAAGCCUCUUGAAGUAAAGCUUAACUAUGAAUAUAUCUGUGUUUUAGAAUGCAACUGUUGCACUUUCUAUCGUUUAACUCAAAUUAUCUACAACUCUAAUAAUGAAGAAGGAGGUGCGUUUUGUCCACUGAAACGGAAUGCAAUGGUUUGCACAAUUCAUGAACCCGUAUUUUAUUCCCCAUGGAACAUAGUAAGCAUAUCAUAUGUUUAAGUUAAGAAUUUGUACUAAUUAAAAUAAAAAGGCAAUUUUGAAUAUUAUGACAGCAGCACAUCUCAGAAAUGACAGGACAGAAUUUACCUCAAUGAAACAUCCUGUUUUCAUUUAACAACAGUCUGUAAUAGGUACUAGGUACUGAGGAGACCAGCUGCUGUGCCAGCUUCCCGUGCCAUAGAUGCUAAUGCAUCCCCAUAACAUCAGAGAGGAAAGGCUUUUAAACUGUGUGCUGUUAAUGGGCUGGAUGGUCUUGCUCCUCUGUAGUAUAGAAGACAUAGCAUCUGCGGUCUCCAAAAAGAAUUUCUAAUUUUGAGUCAUCCUACCAUAGUUUUCCAGUUUUCCCUUCAGCAUACAUGUCAACAUGAGCUAGGCUUUCCCACCUACCAGACUGGUGUAGCCUUACUGCACUGGAUGAGACCUCCCCAAAGAUAUUGUAUCUCUGGUCUAAUCUAAUCUUACUUUUACACACUUUUACUGUCGCUGUCUCAUCUUUUUUAGAGAUGUGUUGAUGUCAUCAAAUACAAAAUUACUUUAUUUUUCCCAAAAGUCAAACUAGCAGUUCAUUUGCAGUUGCAGCUGCAUUUGUUUAUUGUACACAAUAUCCCAAAUUUUUUAGAAUUGGAGUUGAAAAAUCAAACAGCCCUAAGUGACCUACAUGAAACUUGUAUUAAAGUGUUUAAAACACACUUUCUGUCCACUUAUCAAAGAGUUCAUCAGUGGCAUCACGGCCCGUGUUAGAAACUAGCAUUCAAACGUGAAUGGUUAUUUACUGUUCGUAGCUCCAGUUCUUUUCUUUAGCUUUAGGUGUUAGCACCAUGAGGGCUCAGUUCAGGAAUUUGUACUGGAUGUGCAAAAUGUUCACUUUUGUGCCAAAAAGAAUUUAUUUGCUUUGCAAUAUAUAUAAAUAAUCAGAAAAGAGUGAAAACUUUUGCUGAUUUGUUUACAGUUGUUGUUGUUUGGGCAAAUCUCAACACUUUUUGCAUUUACUGUAAGUCUGACUUUGUACAAAUGUCAGUGUUGACUAGAUUUGUUCUUGAUAUAGUUUUAUGUGCACAUUUAAGUGCUACAAAUACAGUAUUAUAUUAAAACCGUUUUAAGUGGGUGAAAUGUUUUUGCUUUUGUAUUGUUGAAUUUUUUUGACCAUCUGAACACAAACACAAUAUUAUCAUUGAUAAAGGCAAAUCGUGGGAUAUUUUUCCCUCAUCGUGCUCUCCAAAGUGACAUGUUUCAAAGACAGCCAUUGCUCCAAAUUUAGCAAGAAAACUUACCUAAUUGCAUUUUAUUAUAUCUCUUUAAAAUAAAUAAACAGAAAGUAUAACAGAAAUACAACGCAACAUCUCUUUAACAAUAAACUGCAAAAUAGAGCCUACUUUUUAGUAAACAUAACUUGUACAUUACGUACAAAAAAAUACUAUUCCAAAAUGUACAAAAUGCAGCAAACAAAUAUCAAGUAUAGUGCAGUUUACCCAAACAUCAUUCCAGACAGGAAAAAAAAUGUCUUUCAUCAAGACACUGCUGGGCCACGAAGGCGUCACCAAAUGUUUCCAUCACACCAGAACUCAACGGCAAUGAGUGAGCAGCAAAACAGCUCAGUUGUUGAAUUUCAGUCGAAUGUGAAGUUUGUCCGAAAAGCACUUCCUGUUUGGGAAUAAUAUUAACACAAUUUCCUUCACUUGUAAAAUCAGCACACGUUUUCCCACUGUAACAGCUCAAAACAAAAUGAAAAAAGACAAAAUAAAUACAAAAUAAAGACAAAAA